Molecule: messenger RNA, 3181 nt
Organism: Ixodes scapularis (black-legged tick)
Lineage: Eukaryota; Metazoa; Arthropoda; Arachnida; Ixodida; Ixodidae
Product: tudor domain-containing protein 7A-like
Biological process (GO): spermatogenesis
Source: RefSeq, a predicted model, not a curated record
AUGUUGGUCCAAUUUUCAUCAUGUUCCAAAACAUCCGCUCCUGCUAGAAGCCUGCUGGCAGUGAUGGAGUGCAGCAAGGAAGAGGUGUCUACCUUCCUUCACUCUGUGCUCAGCUGCGAAAAAGGGGGCAUACCUCUUUCUAGGCUGCAAGAGGAGUAUACAGUGCUCAUUGGCAGCCCCAUUCCAUACAAGAAGUUUGGCUAUGACACCCUGGAGGCAUUCAUCGGGAGCAUUCCCAAUGCGGCCACCAUUCGCAAGCGUUCCCGGGACACGGUGGUGGAGGCGGUGACAAAGCCGUCCACGGCCCACAUGGCCCACCUGGUGGCCGGACAGAAGGCGGCGGCCAAGGACAAGCCACUCCUGCGCCCCGGCCGGCACCCGGCACCGCGGCAGGCGCCGAGCGUGCGGUUUGCGUCGUACCAGAGCCUCCUAGACGGCCAGACGGGGAGCCCCGUGCGGCCGGCCGGCAGCGCCCCCCUCAACCCGGCGUCCAGGCAGCCCGUUGUCCAGCGCAGGCACAGGGGCCUCCCCCAGCUGAAGCCCGGCGGCCGGCUGGAAGUGGCUCCCCGCUUCCAGCGGCGCUCCAACGGCCUGCCCUCCCCCGUGCCCCCCGACAGCCCAGCCGGCCAGGAUGGCGCCGAGAGGGUCCAGGGGACCCCGUCGCCCCUCUUGUUGCCCCUCCUGUCGCCCGUGGCACCCGUCACACCCCCAGGUCGCUCGUGCCGGGAGCUGGUGGAGGAGCUUGCGGAGCGGAGGGGGCUGAAGGCUUCGUUCAGCGUGCUGAGCAGCCGCAGCUCCAAGCAGGGCCCCCUGACGUGGCUGGCCAGCGUGCGGCUGGACGGGCAGACCUUCCAGUCGUACCCGGAGGAGUUUGAGUCCCGGGAGGCGGCCCUAGAGGAAGCUGCCCGCAGGGCCCUGCAGGGCCUGGGACAGGGCUUGAAGCAAUUGCUGCCGGAGACUCCAGCUUCUAGUCCGCAGCAGGUGGAAUGCCUCCUGGGUCGAAUCAAGGAGCUGGUGUCCCAGAAGCCCAACGGCUUGUGGAGCAUAGUGAUUCCGGACAUGUACAGAGAGCAGUACCACGAGACGCUGCCCAAGAACUGGCUGGACCUGGUCAAGUCGGCCAGCGUUGUCAGCAUCACCCAGUUUGGAGACGGCCGCUGCGUCCUGGAACCCCGGUGGAGCGGCUCCCCCGGUUGCCCCGUGCCGGGCGAGCGGGGGUCGCAGCCCGAGGGGCGGAGCUCGGACAGCGACACGAGCUCCACGUCGGGCACCUUCUCGGAGCCGCUGCCCUUCCCGGACGGCAGCUACUGGGACGUGUUUGUGACCUAUGCGACUGGCACCGACAACGUCUUCUUCCGGCUCGUGGACCAGUCCGAGAGCUACGACCAGCUGGCGGCGGAGAUGGACGCCUUCUACGCCUGCCAGAGCCUGCCGGUCUCGGAGCUGGUGGAGUCGACCGUGUACGCGGCCCAGGUGGAGGGCAGCUGGUUCCGGGUGCAGCUGGUCCAGGCCGGCCGGGGAAAGGCGGACUGCUACUUCGUGGACCACGGCGACAUUGAUGCGGUGGACGUGUUGAAGCUGCAGGAGUUGGAUCCCCGGUUCUUGAGCCUCCCCUUCCAGGCGGUGCAGUGCCGCCUGGACGACCUGCUGGAGUUUGCGGGAGACGAGCGGGCCGGGAGCCUCCUGGCGGACCUGGUGGUGGGCAAGUGCCUGGUGGCCGAGGUGGUCAGCAGGGACGAUCCGAUCACUGUGAUCCUGUACGACACGACCACCGAGGCGGACGUGAACCUCAACGCCCUGCUCUGGAGGCAGCUGCUCAGCCCGGCCUUCCCCGAAGCGGGGGUCAUUGUCCGGGCCAGGCUGACCCACGUGGCCCCGGGGGGGGACCUCACCGUGCAGCUGUUGGGGCCCGGCUCUCGGGCACUGGAACGCCUCAUGGACAGCGUGGGCUCCUACAUCGGGGACGCCCAACCCGUGGCAUCGCCGAGCAAGUCGAGGCUGUACGUCCACCGGCAGAUGGCAUCCGGGACCUUCUGUCGCGUCGCCCUCCUCUCCGAGCCAUGCUCCGGGCAGCAGCGGGUGCACGUGAGGUGCGUCGACCUGGGGACGGAACUCUGGGUGGAGCCUGGCAGCCUGUACGACCUGGAGGCAUUUGGGGACAGCGUGGCCCGUCUUCCCCACCAGGCCCUGGCGUGCCGCCUGGGGGAGGUGCAUCCGUGGACGGAGAGUGCAACUGUGCGGCUCACCCAGCUGGUGCCCCCGGACCUGGAGCUGCUCGUCAAGGUGAUGAGCCCCGCCCGGGAGGACCGUCCCACUCUGGUCGCAUUCUUCAAGCGCACAGAGCCCCACAACGAGCUGGUCUCCAUCAACGCCUCCCUGGCCGUCUCUCUGCAGGCUGACAGGCUGGACGACAGAGCUCCGAAGCGGGUGCUGCCCUUGGCGAGGCUGUCGUCGCAGACUUCGCUGGAGAGGAAGGUGGAGGGGGUUGAAUGGCGUGCCGAGGAGGAGGAAGAUGAGGGGGAGGCGAAGCUGCCCCCGCUGGUGGCCCCUGCCCUGCCCCCCGUGGGGGACUACCUGGACGUGAACGUGAUGGUGGCCGCCAACCCCCUCAACUUUGUCUGCCAGCCCUGGCUCAACGGAGGACAACUCAGCCAGCUCAUGGCCGAGAUGCAGGCCUUCUACGCCGCUGAAGGCAGCAGCGCGUUUCCGGAAGGCCUGCCAGAAGCCCUUCUACGCAGAGGACGGUUCUAUGCUGGCUGCCACACCGACAAGUGCUGGUACCGAGUGUUAGUUCACCAGGUCCAGGAGCCCCUGAUGGCGAGCGUGUACUUUGUGGACUACGGGGACUACAGCAUGAUGCGGCCGUCGGAGCUGCAGCCCCUGUGGCGCCGCUUCAGGGAGCUGCCCGUGCAGGCUGUGCCCGCUUCGCUGGACAGAGUGGCGCCCGUGCAGAGCGACUGGAGCCCGGUGGACUGCCUCAACUUCCGCAACCUGGUGCAGGAGCGGCAGUUUGUGGCCCGCAUUGUGGCCAAGCUGCCCGACGACCGGACGGGCGUCCAGGGCGCCCACAGGCUGGUGGUGCGCCUCGUGGACACCUCCACCGACAGGGACGUGCAGCUGGACGAGCUCCUGGUGCAGCGCAACAUCGCUCGCAUUGUCCAGUCCUAGGAGCUCCUCAGGA